This is a messenger RNA of Cataglyphis hispanica, 1334 nucleotides long. RefSeq names its product odorant receptor 13a-like. Gene Ontology annotation, molecular function: olfactory receptor activity; odorant binding. The coding region runs from base 1 to 1218 and encodes 405 amino acids. Gene Ontology annotation, biological process: detection of chemical stimulus involved in sensory perception of smell; sensory perception of smell. Gene Ontology annotation, cellular component: plasma membrane. The transcript has 10 exons. The record is from RefSeq and is a predicted model, not a curated record. NCBI's taxonomy places the organism in Eukaryota, Metazoa, Arthropoda, Insecta, Hymenoptera, Formicidae.
AUGAAGAAAAUUUACAAGCGAAUUAUUUUAUUGAAAAAUAUGGAACAGAACAGAAAUUAUUAUUACGAUAUUGGUAAAAGGUUCUUAUGCAUGAUCGGUCAGUGGCCUUAUCAGAAGCUAAAGAUGAGAUUGUCCUUUUUGACUUUGGUAGUCAUAGUAUUGGUUAAUUGUCUUUUUACACAGAUAGCACAAAUUUUUGUAUGCGAAGAUACGCAGUGUAUUUUUCAAACUUUACCUCCCCAUUUGUUAGUGUGGAAUUCUCUAGUGAAAGUGCUCGCAUAUCGAUUUAACAGCCAGAAAAUUAAAGAUCUCACUGAUCACUUAUUCGUAGACUGGGAUAUUCUUGAGACUCAGGAAGAACGUGAGAUUCUGAAAAAAUAUGCCGAGAAUGGCCGAUGGUAUUCGUUGAUAUAUGCAUCCUACUGUUAUGUAUCUACCAUUUCAUUUAUAAUGACAUCUCUCUUGCCACGCAUCAUGGAUAUUGUAUUUCCUUUAAAUACUUCACGUCCAAUAAAGUUAGCAUAUCCAGCGUACUAUUUCGUUAACGAAGAGCAAUAUUUCUAUUUUAUUUUCUGCCACAUGUUAAUUACUGCUCUGAUAUGUAUGACCGGAUUAAUUGCGCACGAUUGCAUGUUUUUUAUUUACAUUGAACAUGUUUGCGGCCUUUUUGAAGUGGUCGGAUUUAAAUUUAAAAAUACAUUAGAUAAACGUGAUAUCGCGAGAAGUAAUCUGAUUCAUUGUCCGGAUAAUUCAUAUCAUAAAAAUAUUGCAUUUUCAGUUCAUGCUCAUCGAGAAGCUCUGCAAUUUGCAAAACUCAUUGAAAAUGCCUUUUCCGUACCAUUCGCCAUUCAACUUAUGAUAUCUACAAUGUCUAUUAGUGUUAGUUUACUUCAAUUCUCGAUGCAGUUGAAUGAUUUAAUGGAAGCGAUAAGAUACUUCGUCUACAUACUUGCUCAAUUAUUCCACUUAUUCUGCUUCAGCUUUCAAGGAAAAAAACUGAUAGAUCAUAGUAUCGAAAUUUGUGACAAGAUAUAUAAUAACGCGUGGUACGAGAUACCCGUGAAGGAGCAAAAAUUGCUUUUGUUUACUAUGAGAAAAAGCACCGAAGCCAGUACUUUGACUGCCUGCAAGAUAUAUGUAUAUUCUUUGCAAAAUUUCACAAUGGUCCUGCAAUCAGCGAUGUCUUACUUUACGGUGCUAGCAUCCUUCAGUGAAUGACUUGACGAUUAUUGAAUAUAUCAUAUGUAGUGAAAUAAUGAAAAAUCCUGCAGGAAUAUAGUAUUCUAAAUUGUAUUAAAACUAUCAAUAUAUUUAUAUUUUAUAUUGUUUAAAAU